Messenger RNA from Hydra vulgaris (swiftwater hydra), 588 nucleotides. RefSeq lists its product as uncharacterized. NCBI's taxonomy places the organism in Eukaryota, Metazoa, Cnidaria, Hydrozoa, Anthoathecata, Hydridae. The record is from RefSeq and is a predicted model, not a curated record.
UUAUUUAGAGUUUAAACGAAGAAAAUGAAGCUUUUUAUUCUCGCAUGUUUAAUUUCAAUUUUAACUGCAGAAAAAGAAAUCAAAAGCAAAAAGGAAAAUUGUAGUAAUGAAUGGGUAUUAUUACAAAAAAACACGUGUUUUGAAGCUAAGGGUGACAAUCCUGCAAUUAUUCCAGUUAAGAUCAAAGGUUGGUUAUCCGAAAUUAAACUUGUUCAUGUAAGUGGGGUUUUAAAAUGCUGGCAGCAUUCAUCAGGGAGUAAAUUUGGUUGCUACGAUGGUGGUAAUGAUUUAUAUGUCUUCAUUACUGAUAACAAAAGAAAAGUGAUUUUCCCAUCUACUAACCAACCACUUACUUAUGGACCAAGAGAUUAUAAACUUCCUGGUGUUACUGCUAAUGAUAAUGAAGUGAUAUUCUCAAAACUCGAAUAUCCAGUACCAUAUCGAAGGGAAGAACAGUAUAUUAAAGUUUGGAAUGGGGAAGAUCUUUUUGGUUUUACCGAACAUGAUAAUUCGGGAAAAGUUUGCGUUGACGCAUAUGGAAUGUUUUUGUAACUGUUUAGUUGUUAAAAGCAAAAACAAUUUUUCGUA